GUGUCUUAAUACACCAAAGAACGUUUGUCCCUUCCAAUUGCAUGUGUUCCUGGAAAGGAAAAGCUCCCCAACCCAGGAAUACAUCGCCCUCUCCUUCUCUUUUCUAUCUAUUCAAUUUGCAUUUUUAAUUUAUUAAAAGGCAACUUUUAGCCUCUGAACUAUCUCGUUCCGUCUUUCUCUUCAAUUCUUCCGGCAACUCUCUGUACCUUGAAUGAAAAGAAUAAUACGGGUGAAGAUGCCGGAAAUAGAGUUUGGAGGGCACACGGUGAGAUCCCAUGGGGCUAAGGUGGCCAAAAAGCACAGAUGUGACUGGUUGAUUUUACUUGUGCUUGUUGCAAUGGAUGGCUUCUUAAACUACAUUCAGCCUUUCAAUCGCUAUACUAAUGCAAAAAUGUUAGAAGAUCUCAAAUUUCCCUUCAAAGAGCACGACACAAUACCAAUGUGGGCCGUUCCUAUCUUUGCAGUAGUUCUGCCAUGCACAAUAUUUCUCAUUUACUAUCACUACAGGAGGGAUGUUUAUGAUCUGCAUCAUGCGAUUUUGGGUGUCUUUUAUUCGGUCCUAGUGGCUGCAGUAAUCACCGAUAGUAUCAAAGAUGCUGUUGGUCGACCACGUCCAAAUUUCUACUAUAGGUGCUUCCCUGAUGGAUUUGAGGCUUUUCAAGCUAAUGGGGAUGUUAAGUGUCAUGGAGACCCAAAGAUUGUGAAAGAAGGAUAUAAAAGCUUUCCCAGUGGACAUACCUCAUGGUCAUUUGCUGGCCUUGCAUUCCUCUCAUGGUACCUGUGCGGAAAAGUGAAGGCUUUUGACAGAAGAGGCCAUGCUGCAAAACUCUGCAUUGUUCUGCUUCCUUUACUGUUUGCUGCAUUAGUCGGAAUUUCUCGGGUUGAUGACUAUUGGCAUCACUGGACAGAUGUAUUCACUGGAUCCAUUAUAGGAACUGUGGUUGCCUCGUUAUGCUACCUGCUGUUCUUCCCAUUCCCUCAUGAUAUCAAUGGGUGGGCACCUCAUGCAUCAAUUAAAAUGAGAGAAAAAAAUGGAUUCCAUUCUUCGUCAGUAGAAAUGGACACUGUGUAAUGCAACAAGAGUACAAGAGGGAACCCUCAGUCAUCCAGACGUGGACAUGUAAUGCAAGAUCUGGAAAUUGUUGGAGAUGGAAGGAGAUUAUUAAAAUUUUCCAAAGCCUCGUCGAAAUAGCAAAGAUAUCAUUUAAACCUUUUGUCAUUUUCUUUUUGUUAAAUCUAGCUUAUGGCUCAUACCUGUAUAUUUGGAUUUUGGAAGAGAAGAGCUGUACAACGAGGGGAAAUGGUUCCUUACCUCCUCAUUUUCCAUGGGGGUAUGAACGUACAGGCUCAUGACCUUACGAAAAAUGGGAUUUUUGUACAUGUG
Messenger RNA from Nicotiana attenuata, 1384 nucleotides. Its product is annotated as probable lipid phosphate phosphatase 4. Gene Ontology annotation, biological process: phospholipid metabolic process. Gene Ontology annotation, molecular function: phosphatidate phosphatase activity. Lineage: Eukaryota; Viridiplantae; Streptophyta; Magnoliopsida; Solanales; Solanaceae. The coding region runs from base 212 to 1072 and encodes 286 amino acids. The transcript is spliced from 8 exons. The record is from RefSeq and is a predicted model, not a curated record.